Prorocentrum cordatum is the source of this 735-nucleotide messenger RNA. The record is from the annotation of a GenBank genome assembly. NCBI's taxonomy places the organism in Eukaryota, Dinophyceae, Prorocentrales, Prorocentraceae.
AUGUUCUGGCCUGAUGUCACAGUCCUGGCUUCGUCUUAUGCCUCACGCCCGCCGGAUCCGAGAGGGGGGCCCGCCCUGCGCGCCGCGGCGCUCGCGAGCGCGGCCGCGGCGCUGCUCUGCGCCGCCCUGCGGCCGCUCGGCGGCUUCGUGGGCGGCGCGCAGCCCGCGGCGGGCGCGCGGCCUGGCGUGCGGCACCGCCUGCGCGCCGGCAGGGUCACCGAGGGCGACGAGUUCCAGGCGGCCCGCGACCGGAUCCGGCGGAUCCAGCUCGGGCUCGGGCCCGACGACCCGCUGCCGCCAGAGGACGAGCCGCUGGCGCCCGCGGAGCCAGAGGACGACCUCUCGGUGCAGAAGGGCGACCUGAGCCUCGCGCCGACGGGCGACGACGACGGCGCCCCGGCGGCGGCGAGCAUGUCCGGCGGCGGGUCCAAGGAUGAGCCGGUGAUCGACGCGUUUGCGGGCGAGGCGAAGGAUGUUCCCGAGCUGCAGCCGGAGAAGAAGGACGAGCCAGUGAAUCCCAAUAGCAAGAAUUUCUUUCAGUUGCUCGCAGUCGACGUCCAGAAAAUAACCGUCCCUGAAAUCGGGGAGGUCGCAACCACUUUCGGGAUAGUGAUUGGCAUUUCGGUUGCCUACACAAUUUUCGUUGCAGUGGUCGAUUAUGGCUCUCAGCAGGCCCUUGGAACUUUUUUCAAGGAGUUUUAUGACGCAUCCAGACCUGACGAGUCUGGGUUCUGA